This is a messenger RNA of Puccinia triticina, 1488 nucleotides long. RefSeq lists its product as uncharacterized. The transcript is spliced from 10 exons. The coding region runs from base 1 to 1488 and encodes 495 amino acids. NCBI's taxonomy places the organism in Eukaryota, Fungi, Basidiomycota, Pucciniomycetes, Pucciniales, Pucciniaceae. The record is from RefSeq and is a predicted model, not a curated record.
AUGGACUUUGCCCCGGCAGCUCUCUUCCGGCGCUCGAAGCGCAUGACCGACAAUUCGUUGACGGCCGAAGAAGCUCCAUCCGAUGGGUGCGCGACGGGGGCCGAUCCGAGCCGAAGGAGGAUGAGUGGAGCCGAAGGGAAAUCGGAGGCUCCAGCAGCCGGCCAGCGCUCGGCCUCCCACCAGUCCUUCCACGCCGCGAAGCCCGUCCGGCCCUCGGCCUCGCUCAACGACACCCGCAGGUCCGCUUCGGCCGCCGCCAGCCCCUACGAGCUCGUCGACCAGAUCAACCGCCACGACGACCUCUACCAUGUCCUCGGCCUCUCCGGAUACAGCUUCCACAACCGCCACCAGAUCAAGCUCGAGGACAUCCGCAAGGCGUACAUCUCCCGCUCUAGACUCUGCCAUCCCGAUAAGCUGCCGCAGUACGAACCCUGUACGGCCGCCUUCCAGAAACUUAGCGCCGCGUACGAAACACUCUCGAAGCCCGGAAGCAGGAAGCUUUACGACCUGAGCGGCACCGUCGACCCGUCAUUCAACUUCAACUCCAGCUGCGCCAGCCCUCCUCCUGCUGCUGCCAAGUCGCACAGUCACCGCAAAUCAAAUUCGCAUUUUUCUGGGCGGGCUCAACAGUCUCCGAAUCCCUCCUCAAGCCCUUCUUCGCCCCCCGAAACUCCUUCCAGUAGCAGCACUGACAACCACGCAUUCAAUGCUGACGAAACCCUGAACGGCGUGCUGCAUGCGACGUUCUGCGAGUUCAUGGACGGAGAUUUCGAGAUGAUCCGGGUGGUUAUCAAUGCCCUAAACGAGGGGAAUCCGGGGCUGAAUCUGGGCGAAGAAGUGGUGACGAGUCUCGAGAGCACGAUGGGCAAGCUGCGCCAGCGGCUGAUCACGGGGCAGAAGUAUCUGGGGAUGGUGCGGUUCGAGCUGAUGAAGCUCUCCCAGACAGUCUAUUUUAUCAUGUUUUCACGCGCACUUCUUCCUCUGCUUAUGCUCAUUGAAAGCUCAUUUUCUAUGAUGGUUAUGUUCAAGAGACCUGGCAAUGUAUUUCCUGCACAAGCGCAAGCAAAAGUUGAUGGAUUGUCACCAUUCAUUGUAUUGAACAAGCCAGAUCAAGAAUUGGAACAUUUCAGUUCAAAGGAAAAUAUUGCAUUUGGUAAGCUAGAAGACCCAAAGCGUCCUGGAAUGAAAAAUUCCGAGAAGAAUGCCGGAUCAAAGGGGAAAAAUCAGUUUUCAAUCACUGUUGCCCAAGAAAAUAGUGAAUCUGACCCCAAGGUUGGUGAUGAUGGGAAAGAAAUUAAGAAAAAAGAGAAGAAGGAUCCAAUGAAACAGGAUAUAAUGUGGCAAACCCUCAUGGGACACACCACUUAUUGUGUGGAAACUGCCAAAAAUGAAUUAACAAAUUUUUUCAAUGAAGUUGAAAAGAAAAGGGAGAGUGAUAAAAGUAAUAAGUCAGAUGGUCAAUUUUUUGCUAAUCCUCCUUAUUUUUGA